UGUAUAAGUUGGAUGGAUGGAUGGAUGGAAGCUAUAUAAGAUGGAUGGAUGGAAGGUGUGAUGGAUGGAUGGAUGGAUGGAGGGAAGCUGUAUAAGAUGGAUAGAUGGAAGCUGUAUAAGAUGGAUGGAUGGAUGGAUGGAUGGAAGGUGUGAUGGAUGGAUGGAGGGAAGCUGUAUAAGAUGGAUAGAUGGAAGGUGUAUAAGAUGGAUGGGUGAAGGGAAGCUGUAUAUUUUGGAUAAAUAAAUGGAAUCAGGGGAUGGAUGAAAGGACCAGUAUGUAUCAGUUAAAUAGUUAGAUAAAUGUAUAGUAACUGAAAGCUGAACGAAUUAUAAACCUGAUAAAUUUGUCAUCUGUGUGACAGUUCGAGACUCUCUCUCUCUCUCUCGCUCUCCUUUAAACGUUGACAUUAUUUUGCACAGCUGUUCGCAUGCUCUGUGAUAUAAAGUGUCGAGAACAUGAAGCUAAUGUUGCUGAAUUCAUUUCAGGUCACGGAUGAGAACCUAUAAGAGUACAGAAGCAAGUUUCUUCUCUUCGAAUGAACGGUGAAAUAUCGGUGUGUUUUGAAACCAACGCUGAGAGGAGCUCUACAUUUUGUAUGGCGGAAAGCGAGAGAAGUGCACGUGCGCAUGCGCAGACUGCUCUUUCCUUCAUCCGGGUAUCUUACAGUCCGCUGUGUGGCUAAGGAGGCGGGAAAUGGCGACUAGUGGUGCAGUGAAUAAAACCUAAUUUAAUAACAGCAAAACACAGGAAACCGGCUAUAAAUUUAAAAAACCCGGGGACUAGGAUUGUCUCUGCGCCCGUCAUCAAGACCCAGACAUCAUCCAGGGGCUGGUUUACGGGCUUUAACAUCUUAGAUGUGACCGUAAAACAACAUGAAGCUGAGAAUGCGUGAGGCGUCUCAGCUGCCGAACCCGUCUCGCGUCCGUCGGCGAGCCCGGAAACCCAAACGCAGACGCUCGCUCGGAGGAAAGAGCCUUCUGAAGAACGUCAUCCGUCACGACGCGGUGAAGGUGGAGCAGAAGAAACAAGGAGGAGCCAAGAGGAAUCGCCUGACCUGUGACCUCAUCGCCUCGUCCCCUCAAAGCGCCGACGACCGUAGGAAAAGCGUCGGACGCAGGCGCCGCUCCGUCAGCCAGGGUGAGGCGCCGCGUGAAGUCAAGCUCGAAACCAGGAACCGUGACGCUCUUAAACAGACCAAGAGCAGCGUGAAGCUGGAGGCUGGAGAUGCUUUGGACAGUCCGCCACGAACCACCAUGCUGGGAACCGUCUUCUCUCCGGUCUUCAACUACUUCUCCCCGGCCAACCGAGCAGGUUUGGACCUGCCGGGUCAGGCCAUGGAGGCGGAGGAGAUCAUAAAGCAGCUGGACAUGGAGCAGGUGGAGGAGAUGCCGAUGGGCACUGCCACAUCAUCACCGGGGCAGUGUGCCCCGCCCCACCCCACCGCCAUGUCCCCCUACCACAGCCACGCCGAGAGAGGCGAGGAAGACGAGGAAGAGGAUGUGGUCACUCGUGUUGAUCUGCCUCCUGUCACAGUUGCAGGAUAUCCUUCAGUCAGUGGUUAUGUGGAGGUUCCCGCCUACGUCCCCGACCCGUCAUGUGAGGAGGACUGGGAGGUGUUUGACCCGUAUUUCUUCAUCAAGCACGUACCUCCACUAACCGAGGAGCAGCUAACUCGUAAACCCGCACUGCCCUUGAAGACACGCAGCACGCCCGAGUUCUCCCUCGUCAUAGACCUGGACGAAACUUUAGUCCAUUGCAGUCUGAACGAGCUGGAAGACGCCGCACUGACAUUUCCUGUCCUUUUCCAGGAUGUUAUUUACCAGGUUUAUGUACGGUUGAGGCCGUUCUUUAGAGAAUUUCUCCAGCGGAUGUCUCAGAUUUACGAGAUCAUUCUUUUCACCGCUUCGAAGAAAGUUUACGCAGAUAAGCUGCUGAACAUUCUCGAUCCGAAGAAGCAGUUAGUUCGGCACAGGUUAUUUCGCGAGCAUUGUGUCUGUGUCCAGGGGAACUACAUCAAAGAUCUGAAUAUCCUCGGGAGAGAUCUCUCAAAGACCAUUAUUAUCGACAACUCGCCGCAAGCGUUCGCGUAUCAGCUGUCUAACGGGAUCCCGAUUGAGAGCUGGUUCGUGGACAAGAACGACAGCGAACUUCUCAAGCUGGUGCCUUUUCUAGAAAAGCUGGUGGAGUUGAACGAGGACGUGCGCCCACACGUACGUGAACGCUUUCGUCUGCACGACCUGCUGCCUCCCGACUGAAGCGCGAGUCUCGGGACGUCUGCAGCCGGACACGAGAAAUAAAGACUGACGAGGACGACGCGAAACCAGCCUUUCUGUUUUUAAAAAAAAAAAAAAAAGGUUGCGCUUUUUUCUUUUUCUUUUUUUUUUAUUUCCUUCCUGCUGUUACAGUUCUGAUAGGAGGGAAAAAGAAAGAAGAUUGAGUAGGAUUUAUAAACUCUGGUGGUGUAUAGACGUGUACAUGAGGCGGUCCUUUCUCCGAGUCUCAGCACUUGGACUGUUUUUGUUUAGUUUUGUUCUGCAUGUGCUCGGUCUGUCUUUUCCGUCGCUUCAUCCACUGAAGUGAACGUGCACAAUGUUCAGAAGUGAAGAUCCCGUUUUUAUCCUCUUCUUUUUUUUUUUUUAUUCGUCCGGUUUUAUUAAGAGAAGAAAAAAGCGAUUUACUUUUGAUUUUAUUCUUCAGUUAUUCAUCUUUAAAGCAUGUUAUUCAGUCUCUAUGUAUUAUUCAGUACUUCUAGUGCAACAGAUAGGAAACGUGUGUAGUUAGGAAUGUAAGUCUGGACCAGCCAAACGUUUAAGGGGGGGUUUAAAUAAUGCACUCGCCGGCCACUUUAAUAGGAACACCUGUACCUAUACAGUCUAUACAGUAUACUAGUGUAUAUGAAGUGUCAGAUUCAUGUUCUUGGCUGACUCGAUGCGGUCUUCUUGUGUUGUAACCCAUCCGCCAUGAGGUUCGACCUGUUCUGAGAUGCUUUUCCACUCACCACGGUUGUAAUGAGUGGUUGAGUUAUGGAAGCCUUCCUGCCAGCUCAAACCGGUCUAGAUCUGGACGUGUUUCUCUCGUCAACCGGGCUUUCCGUCCACAGAACUGCUGCUCGUUGGAAGUUUCUUGGUUUUUUUGCACCAUUCUGUGUAGAGACUGUUUUGUGUGUGUGUGUGUGUGUGUGUGUGUGUGUGUGUGUGUGAGAGAAAAUCCCAGAAGAUCAGCCAUUUCUGAAAUACUCAAACUCGCCCAUCAGGUACAAACCCUGAUGUUUGAUUGCACGAAGGAGCAGCUGUACAAGUGUUCCUAUUAAAGUUGCCAAUGACGAUGAAAUAUUUAGCUCCGUUUUCAUGGAGGAGGUUACGAGAUGUUUUAUACGAGUAUUCGGACAUCUGCACCUUCAACACGUCUUUUUUUAAGUUCGGAUUUCAGAGAACUCCACCUGAAGUUCCUUUUUAUUAUUAUUAUUAUUAUUUUUUAGGUUUUUAUCAAGUUUUUAUUAUACUUUUUUUGUUUUUAAUAUAUAUUAGAUAUAUCUAUUUUUUUAAAAUCAGUGUUUAUGGUCCGUUAUGGUUUAGUAUUCAUUUGUAAAUAAGUGUUUUAAUGGAAUAGAGCUAAAGUAGCAUGACGGUUCAUUUUUUAACAAUUUUUUUUUUUUUUUUUUU
Messenger RNA from Ictalurus furcatus (blue catfish), 3663 nucleotides. It is a transcript of the gene ctdspl2b, whose product is annotated as CTD (carboxy-terminal domain, RNA polymerase II, polypeptide A) small phosphatase like 2b. NCBI's taxonomy places the organism in Eukaryota, Metazoa, Chordata, Actinopteri, Siluriformes, Ictaluridae. The record is from RefSeq and is a predicted model, not a curated record. The transcript is spliced from 13 exons. Gene Ontology annotation, molecular function: phosphoprotein phosphatase activity. Bases 874 to 2256 code for a protein of 460 amino acids.